UGUGGGGGGAGGGAGAUCAACAGAGAGUUCUCUGCUCCGAUUGGCAACAGCAGCAACAAUAGUAGUGGGGGUAAUAGUAAUAGUGCUUGUGGUGGGAUGAGUGGGUCUAACAGCAUCCAAGGCAGGGAGUUUGGGGGUUUGCCAGUGGGUCAGAACCGGGAGUUCCAAGGUUCUGGGAGAGAUGGACCUAACUUGGGUUCUGAAAGAAGAGACUUUGGUCCAGCUUUCAGAGACAGGGAGCGAGAAAGGGAACGGGAUGCAGGGAGGGAGUUUCCAUUGCCAAACCAAAACCAGAGUAGAGACUUUGGCCCCAACGGAACUGGAGGGGGGCAUCCCAGAGACAAAGAUGGAGGCAGAUGGGGUGAGUUUGGGGGCCAGACAAGAGAGGUCGUAGGCAACAGUAACCCAAACAACAACUCCAUCCCCCAGGGAAACCCCCAAAGUUCAACCAGCGGGUUACCUGCCACCCCAAUGCUGAACCGAGACCCACCUGCAUCACCCCAAAACAACCCAAGUCACCCUUCCCACUCCUCCCUGCCACCACACCCCCACCCACAUCCCCCAAACUCAUCUUGCCGAGACUUUCCUCCUCCUAUGGACCAGGCACAACCCCCUUCCUCUGGAGCAGAUCACUUUCACAGAGAGUAUCCUCCCACUGGAGGAAAAGACUUUCCUGCUGGGGCGCCUCCUUCCACUGGCACAAAUCGAGAGUACCUCAGCCCCCCUGGGGUGACUCCAAACCUGGGACGAGAGUAUUCAGGGCCUGGAGGAACCCAUCACGCCCACCCACCUCACCCCCACUACCAGUCCGGGCCCAGAGACAGAGAAAGAGACUCAAACCUGCGAGAGUCUGCUCUGUACCAAAAUCGUGGAGGCCCAAAUCAGCCUCCUGCGCUCUCUCCUUCCUCCUCUUCCAGCCAUCACGGACACCCUCCAAAUGCUCCUUAUCCCCCUCCACCGCCUCCUCUACCGACACCCCAAACCUCCCACACCCAGCCAUCCCCAUCAGGUAUGGCACCCAAUGUGCGUCCCCCACACUACCAGUCCUCCACCCAGACUCCUCCAACACCUCUCUCUCCAUUACCCAGCCCAUCCACAAAUCAGAUGGGAGGCUUCUCACCUUUUCCCCCUGGCUCCUCAUCUGGACCCAACAUGCCACUUCCUGGGCCAGGUGUGUCAUCCAGCUGUUCACCUGGAUGUCGCCCCUCCCCUUUCCAUGGCACUUUGAACAGCCACCCUCCCUUCAGUGGAACGUACCAUUCCAAUGGGAACAGUGGCAGUAACAUGGCCAACAGCAAUAGCAACAGUAGCGCACCCAAUAGCAGCAAUACCAACUCGCAAUCACUCUCGCCUCAAAAUGUUUCCAAAGGACCUCCACCUCUUAGUAACUCAGCCAAUAACAACAGCAUUUCGACCCCUGCCUCCAGUUCUUUACUUCCUGGUGGAGACGGACAUUCGGAUUCGGGCCCACCUCCCACACCUGUUAUCAAAGAGGAACCAAUAGAAGAAAGGGAAGAGAUUGAAAGCCCUCCACCGGUGUUGAGAAGCCCCUCUCCUGAACCCAAACCUGUAGACAUUCCCAUCCACGCCAGCCAAUCAGCACGGUUUCACAAGGUCCUUGAUCGAGGCAGUGGGAAUUCCUGCGCCCGCAGUGAUGUCCUCUUUGUCCCGUUGGAUGGCUCCAAACUGUGGAAGAAGAGGAAUGAGGUCAUCGAAAGGGCUCGCAGGGAGGUCGAGCAGCGGGCCAGAGACCUCAGAGAAAAAGAGAGGGAACGAGAGAGGGAGCGUGAGAGGGAACUGGAUCGGCACCUACAGCAGCAGAAGGACGUCAACGCCGCUGGAGGGGGUCGCCAGGGCUCCUCUCUCUUCUUCCCCUCCUCAUCUUCUAUCAUCCUCGACCCUUCAUCUUCUUCCUCCUCAUCCUCGGGCAACUCUGCCUCCCACCCUCACCCCCAGCAUCAUCCCUCACACCCGCAUGCUCACCUUGCUCAAGCACACCAUCUCCACCCCACCCUCGCUCACUCUAUCCCCCACUCCCUCCUCCUGCCAUCUAUGGGUCAAUCAACAGUGGUUGGCCCUCAGGGUGCCCUGGGAAUAGGUUUAGGAGGUCCAUAUCUGGGCCCUGAUACCCCAGCGCUGAGGACCCUGAGCGAGUAUGCUCGCCCUCAUGCCAUGUCUCCACUCGGGGCAGCAAGUCGCGCCCAGGCACACCAUGCACAAGUUCACCAUGGCCAUCCCCACGUCCACCCCUCAUUCUUCCUUCCUCAGUUCCAGAAUCAUGGAUUAGGCCACCCGCAUCACCUGCCUCCUGAUGCAGCUACAGCUGCAGCCAUCUUGGGCUUUUUGUAUGGUGGCAGCCUUGAAGGGGGUCCAGGUGUUGGAGGCCAUGCUGGGAUGGCAGGAGGCCCAAUACCUGGAGGGAUUGGGGGUGCAGGGUUAGGAGGAGUCGGCUUUCCUCAUGCAGUGGCUGCACAUCGAGAGCGAAUAAAGCAAGGUUUUGAAUUUAAGAGUGAUGAGCGGGUUUACCCACCUGGGGCUAUACCGGAUCAUGCAGCUCUUGCCCUUGCUCACUCUCAUUCUCAUGCACAUGCCCAUGCACAUGCCCAUGCUCAUGCCCAUGCCCAUGCCCAUGCCAAUGCCCAUGCCCAUGCACAUGCACAUGCACAUGCACACUCCCUGCUACUUGGAGGAGGUGCAGCGGGAGCUAAUGAGGUGUCACUCUAUGGUACACCUCCUCCCCCAGCUCCCCCUGCCCCACCGCACCUCCAGAACCCAACCCUGGCCCAGGUUACUCGACCUCCCAACCCUCCUGCCCCUCAGUCCCUGUCCAAUCCACCCCCUUCAUCUCUCCUAACACCCUCUCUUCCCUCUCACCCAUCAUCUGCACCGCCGGCUGCCCCCCAAGCCCCAGUAGGCCCUGCUGCUCCUCCACCAGCUCCUCCUCCACCUGCUCCGCCGACCUCCAACGCCUCCUCACUUCAUCACCCAGUCCCCCAUUCUUCUUUUCCCAGCUCCCUGUCCUCUCAUUUGCCACCAGCCACUGCUCCAGCCGCUCCCUCUGAGAACUACCCCACUCCCACUCGCUCUCCUGCCUCUUAUGAGCGAGACAGGAGUGGGGAAAGAGAGCGGGAGAGGGAGAGAGACAGAGCAGCUUUGCCGGCCUUUGGGGACAGAGAGCGAGAAAGAGAAAGGGAGAGAGAAAGGGGAGAAAGUGGUGGAAACGGAAGUGGAGGAGGAGGGGGAAGUGGAGGAGGAACAGGUGGAAACGGAGGAGAGAAUCUGGGGCGUCUGCAGAUGUUGAACGUGACACCUCAUCAUCACCAGCAUUCACACAUCCACUCACAUCUUCACCUGCACCAGCAAGACACAGCGACGGGCGGGGUACACCCCCUGAUGGACCCGUUGGCGUCGGGGUCUCCUUUGACACGCCUCCCUUACCCAGGAGCCACACUAGGCACCCCCAUCCUGGCUCACCCCCUCACUGACAGCGAGGUGCUCCGCCAACAGCUGUUCGGUGAGGAGAAGGCUCCUCGUCCAUGUGCUCCUUUCCGUGACCUGCCCCAGCCGUCCUCCCUCACUGGUCCCAUGUCGGCAGCCCAUCAGCUCCAGGCCAUGCAGCAGGCCCAGAGCGCAGAGCUGCAGAUCCAGAGACUGGCCCUGGAACAACAGUGGAUCCAUCACCAUCACCACCACUCUCUCACCCAGGACGAGUAUUACAGUCACCUGAAGAAAGAAAGUGACAAGACCCUGUGAGGGAGGGGCACGACAAAGAGCAGCAUGGAGAAAAACGAGGGAGAAUGUGUGCAAAAGAAAAGCACUAAAAACUAUGAAGGAACAAAGACUCAGAAUAAAAGCUGGACUAAUGGACGGGGGAUCCACUGAAGAAAACAAGCAGAUUUUCAAGGAUUUACAAAAGAGGGAGGAGGGCGUGAAAAUGUUGCACACAGUCCCUGUUAACUGCACCAUGUUGAAGAUCCAGACUCCAGCGCUUCCCUGCAUAAUGUUCUCAAACUCCAGUCCUGUUUUGUAUUGUGCUCUGUACAGUAUAUUAGAUGGGGGCGGCAAUAGUGAAGUACAGUAUGUGUAAAAUACUUGAUGCCAGAAGGAAUGUGUACAUGAGUCUCUUUUAUGUCAUUGCAUGUAGCUAGGCGCUUAUUCUGAACUGGUGAAACUUUUGGUUCUAUUUUUAGUAAUUACCCCCUCUUUUGUAUCUGAGGGGCGUUCUAUAUGCAUGAGACCAGCAAUUUAGUGUUAUGUUAUGUUUAUGAUCAAUAGUAUUGUUAUUAUGAUUAAUGUUGUCUGUUUGUUGAUAAUGAUAUAAUUAUAUAUACAGUACAUAUUAUUUGUAUUAUUUUUUUACAUUUUCAUGGUAUGGCAGUUGGUUUUUAUUUUCAAUUUACCUUGUGAAACAAGAUGCAAAUGAAGGCAAAAAAAUCGGGAAAUAAAUUAUAAUCUUUUUUUGCUA
Perca flavescens (yellow perch) is the source of this 4465-nucleotide messenger RNA. RefSeq names its product atrophin 1 (gene atn1). Bases 97 to 3753 code for a protein of 1218 amino acids. The transcript is spliced from 6 exons. Gene Ontology annotation, molecular function: transcription corepressor activity. NCBI's taxonomy places the organism in Eukaryota, Metazoa, Chordata, Actinopteri, Perciformes, Percidae. Gene Ontology annotation, cellular component: nucleus. The record is from RefSeq and is a predicted model, not a curated record.